Leucoraja erinaceus (little skate) is the source of this 1209-nucleotide messenger RNA. Its product is annotated as transmembrane protein 272-like. The transcript has 5 exons. Lineage: Eukaryota; Metazoa; Chordata; Chondrichthyes; Rajiformes; Rajidae. The record is from RefSeq and is a predicted model, not a curated record. Bases 673 to 1200 code for a protein of 175 amino acids.
AGGGAAUAACGUUUAGUGCAAGGCAGUUAUUAGUAAGUAUGCUGUUAAAUAAAGUAGGAAUGAACUGCAGAUGCUGGUUUAAGCCAAUGAUAGAGACUAAACGCUGGAGUAACUCAGCGGGACAGGCAGCAUCUCUGGGGAGAAGGAAUGGAUGAUGUUUCUGGUCUGAAGAAGGGUCUCGACACGAAACGUCACGCAUUCCUUCUCUCCAAAGAUGCUGCCUGUCCCACUGAGUUACUCCAGCAUUUUGUGUCUGUCUCCGGUUUAAACUAGCUUCUGCUGUUCCAUCCCACACAUAAGGUGGAAUCAUGUUGGUGCAAGAUCAAGUCCUGUAAUUGUUUGUACGCAUACUGUUCAUGGGCUAACAUGGGCGUCGCGGGCCGAAGGGCCUGUUUGUGCGUUGUAUGACUGUUGGGGAUUGUGCGAUUGAGGGUCGCUCCCUUACACUGAUCUGUGCAGAUAAUGACGAGCCAGUGGCGGUGGUCAGGGCGGAUGAAGGAAGUUUAGUUGAGGGUGAAACGGUUUAUUGCUGCUCUGCUGUUUGAGUAACUGUGGUGGAACACAAGCUCUGCUCAGCCCGUUAUCCAGAGCUACACUAACUCACCAUCUCUCCGGCCCAUACAUACAUUGGCAGAGCACGUAUUAAGUACGCUGCAAGCAGUGAGGGUGACUAUGGAAUCGGAGAGAAGUUUCUACACGCCACUGCUGCAGACCAUCGAGGAACCUACAGUCUCACCGGCUGCCACAGGCUGCAUGAAGGUGCUGUCCUCUCUCUUGGCCAUCGCUUCCAUUACCAUUGGCACCAUCUAUCUGGACUCCUGCACCAUACAGCACCUCAUUCCAAUCUAUCUCAUCGUCUCUGGAUGUUUCACCCUCUUUUUCGUGAUGCUGUCGAUGGCAUCAUGCGCUUCGAAUGAUGAAGAUUCUGCCUGCAAAUUGGACGUCAUUUUCAAGAGUGUGGUCUCUAUCUUCUCCGUCAUCUGGUUCAUCUGUGGGAACGUGUGGAUCUACACUAUCUACCCACCCGAUUACAACAACAAGACAUCGAUCAGCUACUGUGACAAGACGGUGUACCUCUUUGCCUUCUGGACCACCACCGUCAUUUACAUUCUGAUGGGGGUCACCCUGGUGCUGGGCUCAUGCGCUUUGGUCUGCGCCUGUGUUCUUGGUGGGAGCUUCCUCCUGUCACGUCGCACAUAGUCCCCUCUC